Messenger RNA from Penicillium arizonense, 1455 nucleotides. RefSeq lists its product as uncharacterized. Gene Ontology annotation, molecular function: transmembrane transporter activity. The transcript is spliced from 4 exons. Lineage: Eukaryota; Fungi; Ascomycota; Eurotiomycetes; Eurotiales; Aspergillaceae. The coding region runs from base 1 to 1455 and encodes 484 amino acids. Gene Ontology annotation, biological process: transmembrane transport. The record is from RefSeq and is a predicted model, not a curated record.
AUGGCAGCCGAAAUGGAGCUUAAUCUCUCCGAAAAGAUCGAGGCCACCGCCCCAAAAAAGAUACCAUUCUGGCGCUUGAUCUCUGACCAGGGAGUCGUCACACAAGAGAUCAUUGAUCACCCAUAUUCCGGCCCAGGAACCUACGAGGACCCAUUCGCAGUAACAUGGAUCGUCAACGACCCGCGCAAUCCAAUGAACUUCAGCGAGGUGAAGAAAUGGUCCUUCACCAUUGUGGUUGCCGUUGCAACCUUGGCCGUCUCAUUGGUCUCAUCCGCCUACACUGGCGGUGUUAAAGAGAUCAUGCUGCAGUUCGAUAUCGGGAAAGAACUGGCUACUCUCGGUGUCUCGCUUUUCGUUCUUGGUUUUGCGACUGGACCAUUACUUUGGGCUCCACUGAGCGAGCUGUUCGGCCGCCAGAUCCUGUUCAUCACUACCUACGCCGCCCUCACGGCUUUCAAUGCUGGUGCCGCAGGUUCCCAAAAUGCCUGGACCCUUAUUGUUCUUCGAUUCUUGGCAGGUUCCUUUGGAUCGUCGCCUUUAACCAAUGCCGGUGGUGUCAUUGCGGACAUGUUCCCCGCUAAGCAGAGAGGUGUUGCUAUGACUUUAUUUGCCGCCGCACCUUUUCUGGGCCCCGUCAUUGGCCCUAUCGCUGGUGGAUUUAUUGGCAUGAGCAACGGCGGCUGGCAAUGGGUCAUGGGUUUCCUUGCCGUCUUCUCUGGUGCGAUCUGGAUCAUUGGUUCCCUGUUAAUCCCCGAAACCUAUGCGCCUGUGCUCCUUCGUCGCCGCGCGGAAAGACUCUCAAAGCUGUCCGACAAGAUCUAUCGGAGUAAGAUCAAUAUCGAGCAAGGCAAGAUUUCCCUUAAGGAGUCCUUCAAAGUCUCCCUCUCUCGCCGUUGGAUUCUCCUGUUCCGCGGGCCUAUCGUUUUCCUUCUAUCCCUAUACAUGGCUGUCUUGUACGGUAUCCACUGGGCGUCAUCAAUCCCCGCAUUCCUUGCUCUCGCAUGCGUGCCCUUUCCAUUCCUUUUCUACAAGUACGGCCCUACAAUCCGCACCCGCUGCAAGUUUACGGCCCAGUCUGAGGCCUUCAUGCGCAAGAUCCAGGAGCAGGUUACUACCGAGCCGCGGGAAGACGAGGAAGUGGGUUACAAUUGCACCAAUGUCCCCGCGUUAGAGGACUCGGUAUCCAGCGAGACUGAGAACGGUGUUGAUGAGCUGCCCUCUGCGGAGCGUAUUCGCAGCCGUGUUCAUUCUGUCACUUCGGCUCGCACGGCCGGUUCAUUGCAUCGCUCCACCACCUAUGAAGCAAACCCUUACGAGAUUGACCGUGUCAAUACCCCGAUCCGCUACGCCGCCAAAUUCAUGCACCAAACCGGUCUACUUGUCCAGUUUCAACAUACUGAGCAAGAAGAAUCUGAUGAUGAAGCUGAAGACCUGAACUUUGAGGUCAUGGAGUAG